AUGUCUGCGGACGCCGCACGCGCUGAUGCGCCUAUUAGUGGCACCACGACGCCAUCGUCGCCACCGCCGCUGCAGUCCACAACGGAGGGAGAGGGCGCUUCGGCGCAGGACGUCCCCCCGCUUCCGGCGGCGCCCAUGAAGCGUCGACGGAGCGCGUCCUCCGCCGCCAAGCGGCACCAACCGCCGCCGCCGUCGGCCCCCGCUGCGUCUCACAAAACCAAACGAGCAGCCGCUUCGACGACGUCUUCUCCCCCGCAUUACUUGGCGCCAACAGCGGCGGCGGCGGCACGUCGUCGUCGUCCUGGCACGACCCUGCACACCGCGAGUAACGCCGAAGCCUCUCGCACGGCAACGAGUCAAGCGUCUGGCAUUUCUUUAGCUGUUGGAGGUGGCGCAACGGCGCACACGUGGGCUCCACGAACAUCGAAACACGAAGUCAUCCCCACCACAGCAGUAGACGUGGAGGUCGGCGCCGACACGCCCUGCCCACGUGCACCGCCACCUUCCUCUCCUUCGUCGCCAGCGCCAUCUGCAGCGCAGCCACCAAUACCGGCGCGGGCGAGCGAUGUACACGCCUCCUACGUGGAGGAGGUGUUAGAGGCACAGCUGGGGCCUCCUGCUCUUCCAUUUGCAUCCACCACUGCAGCAGCAGCAGCUACGCCGACGUUGAUUGAUGUGGUCGAGUUGAAGCCACAGGCACGAAGCAAGGUCAUCGCGGGCACGUCCGGCUCUGCAUCGCGAACCGCAGGACGGCUGCAGCGGCGGCAACAGCAGAAAACAGAAAGAGUCGAUGCACUCUUCUUCUCUGCGCCCGCUCACGCGGCAGCGGCGCCGUCUUCAUCGCCGUCUCCGGCACGCGCCGCGCUUGAUAUCACGAGCGAAGCAGCAGCGGCAGCAGCAGCAGACGAAAGCGAUGACGACGACCCGGCCGAGCUGCAUACCACGUUGCAUCUCCAGCCGUUUCCCCCGACCAUCGCCGCCUCUGCCAAGGUGGCCGCUGCGCUGGCGGACGUCCUCGGCAGCACCGGGGUGGACGGGGAGCUGACGGAGGCGCUGCUCGAGCCUGCCCGACCCGCCCAGACAGCCGCGCAAGCCGCCUUAGCAGUCGCACGCGCCGAUCUGCUGUACGACAGUCUUGACGGAACCGGCGUGAGUGGGCACGUGUUUUCCGCCUCGUUGGGUUGUGCAGGGCAGCCACAACACCAGCGGGAGGAGGACGCGCGGGAGCGGAUUUGGUCAGCGGGGCCCGGUACGUCUCCGAGUCUCGCACCAGCGUCGCCGGCGCGGCAGACGAGGCACAUCAUCGGUGCCACCUCCUUCACUCCUGCGGUGAUUGCGGAGUUCUUGAAGAUUGAGGCGGACGCCGAAGCAGCAGCGAUGCAGCAGAAGGCGCAGCCGAGAGCGGUCUCGUCUGUAAAGGAGCGCAGCGGAACCCCGGCGGAGACAUCGGAGGUGGAGGUGCCGCCGCCGCCGUCGUCGUCUCCUCCACCGCUGACUUCGUCUUCGCCUUCUGCGGCGCCGGCGGAUAGCGCGGCGGUGCUGCGCGAACUCCAGGUGAUGCAGCAGCGGCUUCACUCUCACGGCUACCGGCGUAUCCCCGUGAAAGUGUCACCUCUCAAAGUACGUCGACAGCACCUGCAGCAGCAGCAACAGCAAGGUUACUCGAGCUCGCCUUGCGACAUCUCCGCGUCGUCUGCCUCGGACGCCUCCUCUUCUAGCUCGGACUCAGCAAAAGCAGCAGCAGAGAUGGCUAUGUCAGCGCGACGCCGCGCACGGCGAGGGACGGUGGACUGGACCACCGCGUCGGUGACAGAAAUUGUCGAGGCGCUCGAUCGCGCGUCGUCGCCGUCCGUGCGGCUUCAGCGGCAACGGCGCAAACACCACGGCGGAGGCACAACAAGCGCAGGACGACGGCGCGGCGCGGCGGCAGACUUCGACCCGGAGAUGUACGUUCACGCGUUGUUGGAAGGCCGAGCAACCGAUGACGGCGACGACGACGACGACGCGCUCUCCUCGUGCCCCUCGCUGGUUUCUUCAGAGCUUCUCAGCGAUGCGGCCGACGUGGACGCGUGGGCCGGUCCUGACACUGUUGCGUCAUCACCACCACCUGCUGCUGCUGCUGCUGCUGAGCCUCCCCUGUCUUCGCCUACGCCGCAAGAGCUGCGCCGAGAAGCGCUGCUGCGUGCCGGUCCAUCGUGGGCCGCCGCUGCCGCCGAGGUCGGACUCACGCCUGGCGAGGUGCGAGAACUGCUUCGCUACAGCCUGAGCGCACCGGAGGCCGCGGCGUGGCUGUCCGGAAGCACCGACCACACCGACCACCCUCCCUCUCGCGCCUCUCCUCCUCACAGAGGAACGGACGGUGAAGGGGGUCAGCAGCAGCGAGAUGCGGAGGCCGACGACGACGAGGACGAGACCCAUCAUCAACGACGUCAUCGCCAGCGGCAGCCGGUGUCCUACGCGCUCGACGCGGCGACGCAGACUGCCCUCGUUCACCGCCUCCUCUCCGCCCUCCCCGCGGUCCCCGCGGCGUUGAAGGACGAGAUGGACCGUCAGCGCCGACUGCUCGAGCGGGUGUGUCAGGAGGUUCGCAUCGCAGCGGCCCCCGUCCACGCAGCGGUGCGGGAUCGACUGGCGUCGCCCACCGCGACCUCCUUCGCCCGACAGCCGGCGUUGGUGGAGCUGCACACCUACGGCGAUGACAAUGAUGGUGGUGGUGGUGGUGAUGAUGAUGCCCACGCAGGUGCGACGCCGCGGAACUCGACCUCCACGCGCAAGGAACAGGAGCGGGAUCGCGCAUACGACGCGCAACUGCUCGCAUCGCUGCCGCGGCGUGACGCACAGUCGUUGUCUGCGGUGGCGGGUCUUCACCGCGCAGCCGCGGACCCGACCCGGGCACUCCCGCCGUUCCACACCGUCAUCGCACCCCCGCCGUCCGCGUUGCGUGCGAGCGGCGGGCGCACCGGCUCCUUCGAAGCAACGUCCACCUCCCCUCCACCGCCGCAGCAGCAGCUGCCGUAUGAAGCGGCGCUACACGAGCUCGCAGAGCGCGAGACGCGGCACUACGUCAGCGAGCUCGACCGCCUGCGCGGCGCCUACGACCGCCAGCUUGCCGAGGAGCGCCGGCAGCGCGGGCUGGAGCGGCAGCAGUACGCGGCCCUGCUUGAGGGCCAGCAGCAGAAGAUGCUGCGGCACCACCGCGAGACCAUUCAUCUGCUCCAGCGCGAUGCACGCCUUCAGCAGCAGCAGCAGGACUCGCUGGUCCAGCAGCUGGCCACGGCGCAGGCGGCCACGGCGCAGCGGCAGCAAGGCGAACACGAGCGCACGACGCGGCGCAUGCUGUCGGGGGUGGUGGAGGCCAUGAAGAGUCACUGCGUCACGGCCGCGGCGAUGGACGCGUGCGUCGGUGCGCAACGGCGGCAAUCCGAAAGUCUCAGCGCGAGGGGGCGUGCGCGGAGCAGUGCGAUGUCUUUGGCAGGUGCGGCAGCGGCCAAGGUGGCGCGUGCCCGGCGCAUUCACCAACGGACCGACGCUGCAGCGGCGGCAGAGGCGAAGGGAGCACCGCCACCGACAUCCUCUGCGGUGUCGACCUCCAAAGAGGCGUCUACCGACGACACGACGAAGGCCAUUCCUGCAGAGCUAGCGGAGCGCGUGGCGGCGGUUAGCGCUGCUCCACAUGAAAAUCCAAGCCAAGGUCCCAGGCCCCUGCUGCGCUUCGAGGAGCCCGAGGAGGAGACAGCCACCCUCCCCCACGAAAGUAUCAGGAAUUCCGAAGAGGCACCGCCGCAGCAGCAGCCAUUCGAUGCGGACAUCCCCACCGUAGGGCACCUCACCCCGCUACGGCGGCGUGGAAGGCCGUCAGCGGCGGCGUCGUCGUCCUUCACAGAUUCAGAGCCGCACUCGCCCAUAAGCACACGUGCCGGAUCGCCAGAGAAGGCCAUCGCAGCAUCCACCUCGGCCGCCACUUCGAAUUCAGCAACAGCAGCAGCAACCGCCGAAGACACGCACCGCUCGCCUCCCCCUCCAUCUCCCUCGUUAGCGCCUGCGCUGCAGCUGAACAACGCGGAGGUGCUUCGCGCUGUGUACGGCACGGCGCCUCCGCAGAACGUGAGUCAUCAUCAUAGUGAUACUAGUACCUCCGUGGGCGUGCAUCACGACGGUCCGUCAGCGGCACCGCAGCCCCGCAUGACGCUGCCGCUGCAUGCGCAUUUACCACCAGAGGACGAGUUCGAUGCGCACGUGCGCCGUGUCGAGGCCGCCAAGGCCGCGGUGGACACUCGUGCAUCGGCGGCGGCGCAGAACGCCGGCUUAGCGGCCGGCGUGAAGCUCUACGUGAUCGACGGUCCCACUCCGCUACGCCGACAGCUCGCGAGGAAGCACGGUGCAGUUGGAAAGGCACCGAAUGCGGUCACGCGCAGUGGCACCGCACCGGCCGGCGGCGGAAGGGUGAGGCCGUCGUCGCCUUCCCCUGCCGCCGCCUCUGGCUUUGCUGCUUCAUCGCGUCAGCGUAGUCGUACGGCGCCUGGUGGAGCUCGCUCGCGUCAGAGCCAACGACAAAAGCAGCAGCGAUCGAGGAAGGCCGCCGCUGCCGCCGUGGCUGCCUCGCCGUCCGGCCGUCGGUUCGAUAUGGAGGUGGUGGCCGCCCUCGCGAGCGAGACGGGGCCUACGUACGCGCCGUAUCGGUCAACGCCGUCAUCCCUCAUACCGCAGGGCGGCUACGAUCCUCGCUAUUCGCAUAAUCCGUACACCUCGCCGUAUCUCCCGCCGCCGCUACAGCAGCAGCCGUCAUCGCUGUAUCGCGGUGCGUGGGUUGAAGGGAUGCCGACACACGCGGAAACGGCAGCGCGCGCCGAUGCUGGCACGAUCGCCGGGCGGCCGUGUGUUGGUCCGCCGGUCCUCGUGCUGGGUGAGCCGGUGGUGCGCGCCGGCACUGGGCACGUCCACACCGCAGCGGUGGCGGCCGCGACGUACACGCAGGUGUUGAAUGCACGGCUGCACGCGGCGCAGCACCAACGCGAGCGCGACGUUGCCGAGCUGCGCAAAGCCACAGAGCAGCGGGAAGCAGAGCGCACGAUGCCACCUGCGGUGAACGGCGGUGCCGUUGCUGGUGCGGGUCCAUCAUCAUCGUCAUCGCAUUCUCCUCCUCCUACCCCUCCGCCGAAGACGCCGUCGUCAUUGCCAUCACCGUCGGCAGACGACGCGGCUGAACAUCAUGCGCGUGUGGGGGCGCUGCCGCCGUGCGACGCCAACUUCUUCGGUGCGCCAGCGGACGUGAUGACCACCGCCGACGACGAUGACGGUGACAGCCGCGGCAGGAAACCGAAUCUUAUCCCUCUUCCUUCGGCUUCUCCUUCUCCCUGUGCGGGGCCGAUGAACCGCAGCGGCCGAGAAGGCCCAACGGACGCCUUGAACGAUCUGCGUGGGCCGUCACGGGCAGCAGCAGCGGUGUUGAUGUCGGCCUCGUCGUCCCCGUCGUGGACGACCGACUACGCACGGGCGUGGGGGCGGCUGGAGACGGCAGCACGUGAAGUCGAGUCGGCCGCAGCGGCCCUCGCGGCAGAGGAUGCGGGGGUGCUGGAGGCGGUCGCGCGGGAGCACCACCGACGCGGCGGCCCACCUCCUCCCCCUCCGCCUUCCACGUCCUCCACUGCAGCUGUUCCGCACUCGUCAGCCGCGAUUCAGCUGCCACGCCACGCGAGCGCCAGUGCGGCGGUUCGCUACCGAGAGCAGCAACUCGGCGACUGGGCCGGAAGGGAAAAGCAAGAAGGUGGGGAAGGUGAGAGGGGCGGCGUGUACGUGUCGGCGAAGAUGGCCGACCAGGCACGCGCGUUAACGCUUGCGCGGCACCGUCUCGCACGGAUUCGGGCGUGUUUCGCGGCACCGCCGUCGCUUCACGCGGGCGCUGCGGCCCUCGUCGGUGGGGCAGCGUCCACCCCACGCCUGUCAGCACGCACUGCUUCUUCUGCUGGUGGUCAUGGAGAUGCAGCGUGGGUGCGACGGGUGGUGGACGAGACGGUGCUGAGUCUGUUCGAGGCGGCCGGCAACGCGCAGCGCGACCCCGUUCGGCAGGUGGUGGCCGCAAUGGAGCAUGAGCUGCUCCGGCUCGUGCUGCAGGAACACCUUUCCGCGGAAGCGGAGGCGCAGCAGCAUCCACCGACUUCGACGAGCACGGACGGCGCACCACAAGCGCACGCAGCAGCAGCAUCUGCGGCACGUAACCAUACGAAGAAGGCAAAAUCGGCCACGUGUGCGGAGGUCGACCUGCAGCUCCUCCACGCGGUGGUGGAGGCGGCGCUCGAGGAGGCGGUGCAGGCCGCGUUGCACCGGCGGAUCAUCAGCGCCGAAGACUCGCCGCGCCCACCGCUGUCACACACCGCAUCCGCCAGCGAUCCGAGCAGGGAGGCCGUCGCGCGAGCCGUGCGGCGCUUUGCGGAGGGCAGCACCGACCGUCCUGCCUCCAUCGAUGUCGCCGUACCGAACGACGACGAAGCGCAGCGAGAGCGGGUGGCGUUGCCGCUGCGGCCGUCCAUGGCGUGGUUGCAUGACGCACCAGGAGCGGCAGCAGCAGCGGCCGACGUCGUCGUCCCUUCCCCAGCAGACGCCCAUCCACCUUCACCAACUUUGAGCAGCAGCGGGAAGAAGCGAGGGGGUGAGCAGCGCGACGCCCCCCUCGCCACCGCCACGAUCGUCGUCCCUCUGCAGAGCACCGCCUCGUCCGUCGCCACCGCCGCAGCAGCAGCGCUGCCACCACCGCAUGAGCUCCGGCUCGUGCUCGACCUGAGUCCUGUGGCGCAUCACUUGCUCUCCCCACCGGGCACAGCGGCAACGACAGCAGCGCCGCUUCAGCGGCAGUGGAGCUCACGCAGGUUACCGCCGAUGCAGCAGGAGGAGCUGCCCAGCAGCCGGAUGCAGCUGGAGGACCGCCGCGACGUCAUUGUCGAAGCAGAGAUACGAAGGACAACGAAGGAGCAGAAGGAGAUCAAGGAGGGAGCGGCGAGCGCGUCCGUCGAGGGUGGCGCUGGCGAGGAGCUGCGGUUGCUGCUGCCCGCGCUGCCGCCGCCGCCGUCCAUGGGCGGUGUGGGAGGAGAAAAACGGAGGAGUCAUGGCGAACAGCGAGAAGGCGACGACGACGACGCGACUGCAGAGCUCCUACGACUCCCACCACCACCACCUCCUCCUUCUCUUCCUCCUCCUGCUCCUUUAUCGCACGCCGUAGGGAUCCCUGUGUUGACCGUGCCGCCCCCACAACCGCUGUCAGCCGCCCCCGUCGCAGCAGCCACUACCGGGCUGACAAGUACGUUUCCUGUUGCCGCAGCAGCUCCCGCUCCGCCGCCGCCAACGUUCCCCACACCCUUUGCUAUCGCAGAGGCAGGAGCAAGGACCGCUGCUGCCCUACCAGCGGCACUACCGCCACCCCAACCGCACGCCGUUGAAUGGACGUCAACAGCACGUGCGGCCGCCUCGACGAAUGCGGUGUUUUGCGUGUUGCUGUCGAACUUUGUGGAUCAGGAAGCGACGCAGCGCACGGCGAUCGCGGACCGCGAGGAGGAGCAACGGCAGUCGCUGCUGCAGCUGCUUGUUGUCGUGACCCAGCAAAACCUUCGAGAAGGUCCACGUAGGGGUGCUGCUGCGAGUACCGCGGUGACGGACCAGCGGAGAGAGCACAGUGCUGCCGCAGCGGCACUCCCAUCGCUCGCACACGGCGCAGCUCACCUGUCCUCUCCCGCUCCACCGUCACUGUCGCGAGUGCGGGACCCGGUCAUGAGCGCCGUGCUGGAGUGGGUUUAUCAGUUCGGCUCAUCCCAAAAGAUUCUCCGUCAGCAGCAGCGCAACGCCGGUCGUGCGGCAACAACGACAGCGUCUGCUCUCGUGAAUCAACUGGAGUCUGCUGCCGUCACAGCAGCUGUCCAGAGCCCUGCAGACGCGUUGCUGAACGUUGACGACGCGCACUGGCUGGAUGGAUACGUAGGGCGAUCGGAUACGCUGGCGUACUCUCCUGAGCAGUAUCGGGGACAUCCGCAGCGACAGCCGCCCACCUCCGCCUCGCAGUCCUCCACGCGCAACUUCGGCUCUGACCGGCCGUCAGCCGCCAUCGUCACUGCAACCUCCUCCUCCGGUGGUAGCUCGUCCCCGUCGCUGCCGUCGUCCCUCCACACGAACUCCUCCUCCUCCUCGUCCGCCAGCCUGACAGAGACGAGGUGGGGGAAUCGAGUUGAACCGGUCGCGCGACACGAGCGCGUCUCCGCCGCACGGGCCCGGCCUGUCUUGGACGCGCAGCACCUGCCAUACCGCCGUGCUGCGGCUGCGGAGCGGGCAGCGGCGAGGCAACAGCCGCAGGCGGCGGCAAACGCGAGGACGGGCAGCGGAUCGUCCGACACCGCCACGACGCGCUACACCACCACCACAACCGCUGCUUCUUCUUCUUACAGCCGUGACAGCGAAAAGGGAAGGUCGAAACCAAAGAAGAAACGCAACGCGCCACCGCAGCAGCAGCAGCAACGGGAAGAUGAGCGGUCAUCGCAUGCGGCGGUGAUGUCGUCUGGAGUGUUGCCGCAGCGCGUCUCAGCGGAGGUGCGAGAGGCGCUGGCGGCGGCCCUGCGGGCACAUCGUCGCUCCGCGACUGCGGAUAUCUACGGAGCAGAACCACCACCACAGCAACAAUCUCGAGGAGAGCGGAAUCCGAUGUUGUCGUGGAACGGAAUGGCGGACACCUCCGCGGCUGCGUGUGGGCCAGAUAGCAGUCAGUACGCCGUCACGCUGCCUGCCCGCUCCGCGGAAAGCACGCUGCUGCGGUCUCCCCCGUCGCUGCUGCCGCACGCGUCGCACGAGCGGCGGAGUCCGACACGGGAUCCGCGAAGGCAGCCCUUCUACCCACCGAAGCGGUCACCCGCCACGGAACCUGCGUCAGCCAACCGACAUCACAGGAGCGGCGGUCCACCGACGCGUCCAUCAGAGCAGUGGGAUGCGUACAGCUUAACGAGCACGUCAACCAGCACGCAGAGCACCGACCGACGAGACAGCCGCAGCGGACGACAGCGGAGCGGAGGCGAAACCGCGAGGCAGCAGGAGGGGGUCGGACGUGCUCCUGCGUCCGCGGCGCAGACGAUCGCGAGGCCGACCGCAACGUCGGCACUGCCUUUCUUAUCUGGAAAGGAUGGUGCCGACGUUGCCGCUGCUGCUGCUGCUUCCAUCAACACAGCGACAGCGCCCUCACAGCUUCCACCUUCGUCUACUCGUCCAGCGCGCACGCAGACCUCUGAGUCACACGCCCCGCUGCGCGCUGCGCCGUUGAUGUCGCCAAGCUCGCCGCCUCGCACGGCUGCAUUGCAGGAGGAGGUGGUGCGAGUUCAGCAGGAACAGCGGAGAGGCUGGAUGCAAGCUCCCAUUGGGGAGAGUUUAUUAUCUUAG
Leptomonas pyrrhocoris is the source of this 9405-nucleotide messenger RNA. RefSeq lists its product as hypothetical. NCBI's taxonomy places the organism in Eukaryota, Euglenozoa, Kinetoplastea, Trypanosomatida, Trypanosomatidae. The coding region runs from base 1 to 9405 and encodes 3134 amino acids. The record is from RefSeq and is a predicted model, not a curated record. The transcript has a single exon.